AUGGAAAAGCUACGAUUUUUGGGCAUACCGAUCUUGCUUUGCUUCACAUUCUUGCUAUUACAGCCAAAAUGCAGCUUUUCUGAAACCCUAAACGAAGGGGACAGACAAGCAUUGCUUGAUUUUCUGAAAGAAUUCCCCCAUUUACGCUCUCUGAACUGGACCGAGGAUUUUCCGGUGUGCGAAAAUUGGAAAGGAAUUACCUGCGGCGAGGGCGGCAAAAGGGUCACGGCGGUAAGGCUCCCUGGUGUCGGCUUUCACGGGCCCAUCCCUGAAAACACUCUCAGCCGUCUGUCGGCCCUGCAGAUCUUGAGCCUCAGAUCCAACGGCAUAAACGGGACCUUCCCGCCUGACCUCGGCGGCCUGAAAAACCUCACCUUUCUUUAUCUUCAGUACAACAAUUUUUCAGGGCCCUUGCCUUUGGAUUUCACCUUGUGGAGCAAUUUGAGUAUUGUUGACUUGUCUCAUAAUCGGUUUAAUGGCAGCAUUCCUAGCUCGUUCUCCGGUCUGAGUCGACUCACUUCCUUGGAUCUUGCUUUCAACUCUUUGUCUGGUGAGAUUCCUGAUUUGCCCUUGCCGAGCUUAGGUUUGCUCAACCUGUCUUGUAAUAAUCUCGUUGGUAGUGUGCCAAAGUCACUUCAAAGGUUCCCCAAAUCCGCAUUUGUGGGUAACAAUCAAUCUUUGUUGGAUUACACUGUCGUAAGCUCGCCUCUCGUUUUAGCCCCUCGAGAGAACGAUUCGAGAAGCAAGAAUGUGAGGAGAUUGAGCGAGAGUGCUUUACUUGGGAUUGUGAUAGCUUGUUCUGUUCUUGGUAUUCUUGGGUUUGGUUUCCUUUUAUUGGUUUGUCUGUUCAGGAGGACCCCGAAUGACGAGGAAGGUUAUAAUGGUAAUUUGGAGAAGGGUGGGCAUAUGUCGCCCGAUAAAGCGAUUUCCCGAAGCAAAGAUGCGAGCAAUGGGUUAACUUUCUUCGAGGGGUGUAAUUACGCUUUUGAUUUGGAAGACCUGUUGAGGGCUUCGGCUGAGGUUUUGGGUAAGGGCACGUUUGGGACGGCUUAUAAGGCGAUAUUGGAGGAUGCCACUAUGGUGGUCGUGAAGAGGUUGAAGGACGUGAGUGUCGGGAAGAAAGAUUUCGAGCAACAAAUGGAUUUAAUCGGGAGCAUAAAGCACGAGAAUGUGACAGAGUUAAGGGCUUAUUAUUACUCGAAGGAUGAGAAGCUCAUGGUUUACGAUUAUUACGAUCAGGGGAGUUUAGCUUUAAUGCUGCACGGAAAACAUGGUGAAAAUCGGACCCUCGACUGGAAUACCCGACUCAAAAUCGCGAUUGGUGCAGCUAGGGGCAUGGCCCGUAUCCACACGGAGAACAAUGGUAAAUUUGUCCAUGGAAACCUUAAAUCUUCCAACAUCUUCCUUAACUCCCAACAAUAUGGAUGUGUCUCCGAUCCGGGCCUCUCGGUUAUAAUGACCUCACUGGUUCGUCCCGUGGCCCGCGCCUCGGGCUAUCGUCCCCCGGAAGUCUCAGACACCCGCAAGUCGACCCAAUCAUCGGAUGUUUAUAGCUUCGGAGUCAUACUACUCGAGCUCCUCACGGGCAAGGCGCCGGUACACGCGGUGAAUGGGGAUGAAAUUGUAAAUUUGGUGAGGUGGGUCCACUCGGUUGUCCGGGAGGAGUGGACAGCCGAGGUUUUUGAUGUCGGGCUUUUGAGGUGUCCGAAUAUAGAGGAGGAGCUAGUGGAGGUUUUGCAGAUUGCGAUGGCGUGCGUGGGAAGGAUCGCGGACCAGCGGCCGAAGAUGUCUGAGGUGGUCGGAAUGGUUGAAGGGGUACGAGGUUUCGCGAGUAAUUAG
Molecule: messenger RNA, 1839 nt
Organism: Striga hermonthica
Lineage: Eukaryota; Viridiplantae; Streptophyta; Magnoliopsida; Lamiales; Orobanchaceae
Source: the annotation of a GenBank genome assembly